AUGGGAUAAUUGUCAUGUGCUUAAAUAGAGAAGCCAGAUACCAAUUUGUAUAGGUUGACAUUGGAUUUCAAUAAACAAGAAAAUAAGAAUUCAUUUGAUAGAUCCAAUUCCUUUUCUUAAAAAUAUGAAAUUGGUAAAUACUUAAAAGUAGGAAAGAAUCCUAAAUUGGAUGAAAUGUGGGCAGAAAAACUGAAUUCAUUUAAAGUUUAUGAUGAACCCACUAGAACCUCUUCAAAUUAUAGAAAUUCGCUUUCAAAACCAGAUAAUAUAAAAUAGUUUUUCUAGGAUUGUCCUUUAAUAACAUAGGAUUAUGAAUAUUAUAUGUUUAGAUUUUUCAUUCAAGAGAAAUAGGGGUUUAAAUACUAUGGAUUGAUAGGUCUUCCAUAAAAGUAUAGAUGGGGAUAUUGGAAAGUUAUCACCUUACAAAAGGGUAUAAUGCAUAAAAAGAUGGAUAAGCAAAUAAGUGAAGCAACUUAUUGUAUUAAGAAAGACAUAAACAGAACUUUGAUUAAUGAUGUAUUCAAAGAGGAGGCUGUUAUAGACAAAUUAGAUUAUGUCCUUAACAAUUUAGCUAAUUUAUAUCCUAAAGUAGGCUAUUGCCAAGGUAUGAAUUACAUAGCAGCAUUAUUUUUGAUGGUUUCAGGAGUUUAAGAAAAAGAAACCGUGUGUGUGUUUGCUGAACUACUUGAUUCCUCCUUUUACAUGUUUAAUCUGUUGUUUUAAGAUGAUUUACCUUUGCUUUUUAUUAUGGAGGAAAUCAUUAUGAAAUUGAUAUAAGUGAGAUUACCAAAAGUAUAUGAUCAUUUUAUCCAAUGCAAUAUCUCCCCUUCAAUUUGGAUAAGUAAGAUUUUACUAAGUGGAUUUGUAUACUUGUUUGAUCUAUUGGAUUGCGUAUUAUUUUGGGAUUACAUUUUUAUUAAGGGAUCUGUGUUAGGAUACACAGACCUAAUAAUUUCAAUGGUGACUAUCCAUCAAGAUGCCUUGCUGACUAAAGAUGAAGCUGAUCUUUCUUCAUUUUUUAAUUUUCAAGAGUAAAAAGUUAGAUGUGCAGAGGACAUCAUUAAAUAAGCCUUGCUUAAACCAAUAGAAGAAAAAGAGAUUAGAAAAAUAAUGAGAAAAACAGAUAAAAAAUUAGAUUUGGUGGAGCUAUUUAAAUUCUUUGGAAAAGAAGGAUUUGAGAAACUGUAUUAGAAAUUCUCGAAUGGGAUUACGAAAUGA
Paramecium tetraurelia is the source of this 1218-nucleotide messenger RNA. RefSeq lists its product as uncharacterized. NCBI's taxonomy places the organism in Eukaryota, Ciliophora, Oligohymenophorea, Peniculida, Parameciidae. The record is from RefSeq and is a predicted model, not a curated record. Gene Ontology annotation, biological process: activation of GTPase activity. Gene Ontology annotation, molecular function: GTPase activator activity. The transcript is spliced from 2 exons.